AUGGAUAUCAUGGCCAGCCCAAGACUAGCCAAGAGCACCAGAGAGACAAAGGGCCUCAUCGACGCACUCGGCGGAGGACUGGCAACAAGCACCCCCCGCUCAGCAAGAGCAGCCCGGAAACCACAGAACACCAUCUCGGACUCCCAACGCCCCAGCCUGACCCCCAAGCGAUCCGACAGCAGCCUCAGCGAUCUCAGCGACACCCACGACCACCACUCCUCUCGCUCAACAUCUUCCUCAAUCAACAUCUUCCAUCCCCAAACCUCUCCCCUUCCAUCCCCAGCAAGAACACCCCAGCUCCAGCAACCCGCUCCAGACCCUCACCACCAUCUGUCCGUCACCCUCUCCUCCCCACAGUCCUCGCGCUCCGUCCCCUCAACCCCCAAUCGCUCAAUGAAAGCCAAACAGAAACCCUCGCUCAGGAAAACUAUCAUCAAGCGCACCCAUUCUUCCUCCUUCGGCUUGCUCCGAAACCAGCGCGGCAAUCCAAAACUCAAUCGAUCCAGAAGACUAACCGACAGCCAGAAGAAAGAGCUCGAACAAACUAGACUCAAAUUAUUAGAAAAUUUACAGGAGGAAGAGGAGCUAAUCAAGUCCAGCCAACACCCGAUCUUGAUCUCCUUGGAAGAAAAUGUUGAGAUUGGAAAAGAGUUACGGCUAUCUCAAGCCAGAAAGAAGUUUGAACAACUGAACACAUAUCUCGAUCGGCUGAAUUAUGAGCGCCAACAGAGGAUUUGGGAUACUUGGACUGAUAGCAAAAUUAGAAUCCAAACCGAAAUGAUUGUCGAUUGUCAGAUCCGAUUGAAUCGUGCUCCGUUUGAAUUCCUUAUCUCAAAUGAUACGACCAAUUUACAAGCGAUUUUUCAUUUGACACCGACACCACCUGCUUCGUAUUUGAAGCCAAUAUUUAGUUUGAAUCGGCCUGAUUUGAAAGAGGUCCCCAUGGGCGCAGCGUCGACGGUUACGUGCAUGAGGUCGACGGGCGGGCCGAUGGCCAAGGCAUCAUCUCUGGUAGCAAAUGAGGACCGAAAAGAAGGGCCGGGCAAUGGCAGCAGUAGCCAUCCACCCGAGGCUUCCACCAAGAAGGUGGCCCAACGCAGCGGGGAAGCGGAAACUGCGGACAAGCGGAAGGAGAAGAGCUCGUGUUCCUCCUCACGAGGACUCGCCCCGUCACUCGACCAGAAGACUGGCGGAGGUCAACUGCUUGGCGAUGAUCGCAAGCCGGGCCAGGAGGAAGACGGCCUGAUGGCCAAGGAAAGCCUCGACUUGAUCGACGGUAUCCGCCGCCAACGGGUCCAGAACCACUCCAUCUGGCAGCUCUCUCAACACGAUAUCCUCGACGACCUCAAACUCAUCCAUCGCCAUCGGCGUAGACUUCCCCCUCAUCAACUUCCAAACCCCUCUAAUCAACAUCAUCCCCAUCCGUACGCUGUUCCCCUCCACCGCGGCCUAUCUCAUAAUAUCUAG
Messenger RNA from Puccinia triticina, 1467 nucleotides. RefSeq lists its product as uncharacterized. The coding region runs from base 1 to 1467 and encodes 488 amino acids. The record is from RefSeq and is a predicted model, not a curated record. Lineage: Eukaryota; Fungi; Basidiomycota; Pucciniomycetes; Pucciniales; Pucciniaceae. The transcript has 5 exons.